Molecule: messenger RNA, 556 nt
Organism: Paramuricea clavata
Lineage: Eukaryota; Metazoa; Cnidaria; Anthozoa; Malacalcyonacea; Plexauridae
Source: the annotation of a GenBank genome assembly
GGGUAUAAAUAAAAAGUCAAGCUAUGCAUUCCGAGAAUGUUAUGGUAAAUUACCAGAGAUGCAUUCUUUGCUAAGUCCAGUUCCAUUUGUGGCCCUCACUGCUACUGCAUCAAAGCAAGUUGAAGGUGUAAUAAAAAAAUCCUUGUCAAUGAUUAAUUAUGAGUAUAUUGGAAGAUAUCCAGACAGAAACAAUAUUAGAUAUGCAGUAAUGAAAGUUAAAUGUAAAAAUGUGAAAGAAAAUUUUAAAUGGUUGAUAAAUGAACUAAAAGAGCAUGGACAGAAAUCAACAAAGUACCUUGUGUUUUGCAGAAACCACAAAACUGUUAACAAAUGUUAUUCUACAUUGUUAAAUGCAUUAAAGGAGAAAGCUCACAUUAAUACAGAAGAUGGGAAAAGGUACUUUCAAACUAGACUCAUUGCAAUGUUCCAUAGUGACACAGAUCAACAAGUCAAAGAUUUUGUUAUGAAAUCAUUUUCCUGCAAUGAUGGCAUAGUUCGUGUCAUUUUUGCUACCAUUGCAUUUGGAAUGGGGGUUGAUUGUAAGGGUUUAGCAACU